Messenger RNA from Periconia digitata, 3699 nucleotides. NCBI's taxonomy places the organism in Eukaryota, Fungi, Ascomycota, Dothideomycetes, Pleosporales, Periconiaceae. The record is from the annotation of a GenBank genome assembly.
CCCUUGAUCGCCGCCGAGCGCCCUCGCUGGCUCGACUCGACGACCAACUCACCUGCCCUCGCCGCCGCAUCAGUCCCAAUGAAUGCCGCACGCCAGGCGUGUCGCCCAAAACACCAGGUGCUCGUGCUCAAGUGUUACCCCAAGUUCCAAAAGAACAAUGUCGAGGUCAAGGCCAAUUCUAGCGAGCUGAGCUAUCUGCUCUACUAUGCGAGCACGCGCCGCAGCAAAUUGCAAAAAGUCGGCGACUUUUUGGAUAAGCGCAUGACGGCGGAUGUGUGGAAAGGAAGGAUAGGCAACGUACAAGUAACUCUCGAGAUUCUCAAAGCGCUCGUCGAAAAGUGCCCCCGUGACCUCCCCCUUUUCGCCGCCGCCGUGUUACGCAGCUUGCGCACUAUCCUCAAGUCCAACGAUGUUGCCAUGGUCGAGGAUUCCGUGCCCACUUUCGAGUCCCUCUGCGCGAACCAGGACCCCGCCAAUCUCGCCGCCGAACAGGAUUAUAUCAAGCAGUAUGAGGAGAUAGUGCAGCUCUACGCUCAUUUUGCGUCUCGCGAUGUGGGAAACGACGUGGGAAAGAAUACUAAGGCGCCCGUCAGUUGGCCCGUUGCCAUUCGUUAUCGCAAGUCGGGUCUACGGGCGCUCAAGGCUGUCGCCGCGUCGGAAUCGCUGGGAGCGGAGACGGGGAGGCAGAUUGCGGUCCUCAUUCCGGUCAUUCUUAAUAACAUAUGGGCUGAGAAUGGCGACUACCUCCGCACACUUGCAGCACGUGAAAAGAACGAGCAUGGGGAUCAAGAGAAAGAGGAUGUUAUACGACGCCGGCAAAGCGUUUCUACGGCACGAACCGACGAAGAAGAGGAAAAUGUAAUCGCAGCUUCGGGAACGACAGAAGAGGCGGACAAGCUGGCGGAACAAGAGGUUGGGGUCCUUGCGCUACAGGCUCUGAGGCAUAUCUUUCUGGGUGUGAACCGGGGCCACAUGCGUAUCGCAACGGCUGCUGUCUUGCAAUUCAUCGGGACCCAUGUCAAACCGCGAGAACCGCAAGAUGGGCUGGGCUCGAUCAAUUGGGAAACAAGUCUCAUGUCAAUGAUCUGUGGAUGGGCACCUGUGCAAGAUCGUUACAUGAUUCUAGUCUACACUGUCGAAGCGCUGGUACGAAGCCCUAUCGUAGAAGAGGAUCUCGAUCGUCAGUUGGUCCUUGCAACUGUAGUAAACUACCUGCUCAGUUCCCCGAUAAACUUUAUCGGUCUGAGCGUCAUGGAUGUUUUGGUUGGCCUUGUCGCUCAUACACUACUGCUUCUCCAGCUUGGUGGUCCUGGUACUGCCAUCAUGCCACAUCCUCAGCAAGCAACGACUAUAGGCUCAGAAAAGCAGUCAAGCGAUCCCAGAUCUUCGGUGGGAAGUCUAGGCGGCGUAGUUAUGGAGAAGGUGAAAGGCGCUUCGCAAUCUAGGUUGCAUCUGUUGGAAACAGUGAAAAAAUGCAUGGCGAGUCUGGCCACUCAUGUCUACUAUACCGAUCAGAUCUCCGAUAUGGUCGCGGCUAUCCUCGCUCGUCUUAAGCCCUCUCCUUUGACCCCCAUCAGUAACACGGCCGAUGCUAUUGAAGAUCCCGUCGGAGCGGCAAAUGCGAUCGCCAGUUCGGCUGGUCUUCAUGAAAAAUCCCCUGGGACUGACAGGUUCUUCUCGUUCGAAAAUGCGCGACUGACAGCUCUGGAGACUGUGAAGAAUAUCAUCAGGACAGCAAAUACCCGAAGGCCUGACGGAUCGUCCGCAUCUGUAUCGAGAAGCUCGGUUGGCGUCAAAGCGUGGGAGGGUACACAGUGGCUUCUUCGUGAUCCUAGUGGACAAGUCCGGAAGGCUUACAUCGAUGCUUUGCUCACUUGGCUGAAUUUGGAGAAAAACAAGGAGGAUCUCAAGCUCGCAGACGACUAUCGAAAGGAGAAGAAGGAGAACGACAAAGGCGGUUUGGCUAGGCGGGCGGUCUCCAAUGCCUCACAGCGCGAUAAAUCCCCAAAACGCGUGAAGAACACAUUUCUAGCUCUGCUUCAUCUCGCGGUAUACGAGAAUGCCCUGCAGUUUGUGGACUCGGAGCCAGAUCUGUUGCUUCUCCACCUUAUGCUCACAACUCUCGUGAACAAACUUGGCGUCAAUGCCGCUCGGAAUGGAUUACCCAUGAUUCUUCGAUUGCAAGAGGAUAUUGUAUCAAUCAGCAACCCUGGUUCCAAGGUUCGCAUCGGGAGUCUCGUUCACGGCUACCUGUGGGCUCUGAGCACAGCCAUGGAUUUUGAGACUUCCUCGGUUGGCAGAACAUUGCAUGCAGAGAUCUCACGGCGUAGCAACAAGGGUCUAUGGGUGAAGGACAUUCGCGUCCCGCCCAUGCCUCUCGAACGCAUUGAUACACCACAUAAUGAUCCUGCCAAGCUGCCUACAGAAAUCGUACAAACAGAAGCGCUCAAGCCGUUCGACCUUCGUGAGGCUUUCGUUGAUUGUAUCGCAGAUGGGUAUGCCACCUCCCUUAACUCGCCUCCUUCCAGCCCACCCAGUUCACCAGGUGCCCGGUCCAUGUCGAUCGCGUUGAAUGCACCACAGACACUCAGGCCACUGCCCCAAUUAUCAUACAAAGUAAGGGAAGAGUUGCUCGCAGAGUGGACAAAAGAUGCCUGUCUGGCUUCCAAUGUCAAGGACCCAUCUUCUGCCUCCAUGACUGGGUCCAAGACUGCGGCUUCCGGCCAGAAGAAUAACUACCUAGGUGUUACCAUCCCCAACGGCAAUCUUGAUAGCGCGAACAAUUCUCCUCUUCCCUCUCCCCAUCGUGCGCACAGUCGCAGCCGCCCACCUUCGACAGCUUAUGGGCUCGUUGGCCGCCUUUCAUCACCGCAUCGCAACCGCAGCCCAUCCAAUACCCCGGGUAGCACUUCGUCAAUUCACUCUGCACCCCGAGUCGAGGAGCUCAAACGCGUUCUUGCUGGAGCUCCCCCGCGCUCAUCAUACUCUGUCCGGCCACCAACCGUUCGCUACCAAGAAGAUUUCGCUCACGACUCCUCCGCUUCAGACUCCAUGGUCAGCGUACACAGCUUGACAGACGCGUCCUUCAUCACCGCUGAUCCUUCGUCUCCCGACGACGCUACCACUCCAGCUGUUUCUACCACGCCCCGUCCACAUUCCCAGGCCUCGCAGCAGUCGCCACCCUCACCUACCCACGCAUCUACCGCCCACCACCGUGCCUACUCUAGAGACGCCGUUCCACCUGUCCCUCCAAUCCCAGAAUCCCUCCGGGACCAAGCUACUACCUCACCAACUGGAAGCCCCUCGUUCGAACAAACCCACGAACGCCCUAGAACGGCACCCGGCAAUAACAGCAACAGCACAGACUUUUCCCAGUCCAAUGGCUCCAUUGGCGUCGCCAAAACCCGGAACUCUAAGCGUGGGAGCAGUACGCACGGCGCACGUAGUCUGCGCGAUCGUAGCACAAGUCGCGGUAGGAGCGGAACUGUUGGAAGUGCGUUCACUACGGGCCCCGAUGGCGGGGGCGAGCGAUUGGGAUUAGGAAGUGCUGCACCUGUGGCGGGAAAGAAAAUUGGAGGGGGUAAGAGGAGGCAACCUGACUUUAGCGACUUCUUGAAAAGCAUCGAUGUGGGGGAUGACGAUGAUGACGAGGAAGAUGGUGGCCAUGUAGGAAAGAGGAUUGGGAAAGCGCCCUAUUGA